AUGGUUCUGAUUAUGAGGCCCUGCAGGGAGCGUUUGCAGGUUUCUAACCCUAACCCGUCAGUCAGCAGCUCCCCGGAGGAGCGGACGGACACAACGAGGAAAGCAGAGUUUCAGGAGUCUCUGAAGUCACGCUGCAGGAGAACAUGUCGGCUGACGCUGGACAAAGUCUCAAUCUGGGAUGUCCAAAUCCUUGCUGUGUUCUUUGAUGGCCAGGACCUCAUGCAGGACUACAGACUGGGGCGCCAGUCACUGGAGGCCCUGCUGAGAAUCCUGCCAUCAAAGAGCACACAAGGCUGGUCACAUGAGGUGCAUAUUUUAAUUACCCUUUAUUGGUUGGCACACGGCUUAUCGUACAGUGUGGUGUCCCGGGCCUUUGAUGUCCCCAGGUCUACCGUCUGCAGACUGGUGCACACUGGAGUUGAAAAAAUUGCAGCCCUUCGCCAGGAGGUCAUCACACUGCCCCCCCCUGGAGAACUGGAGGAGGUUGGCCAAGGGUUUGCAAGGCUGGCCAACAGCCCAGUAUUCUCCAGGUGUGUGGGGGCCAUUGAUGGCUGCCAUGUCCGCAUAAAGACCCCCCCAGGACCUGAGGGCCAGGAUUACCUCAACAGGAAGCUCUUCCCAUCCAUACAAUUGCAGGCAGUGUGUGAUGGGAAGGGCUUCUUUCUCAACACCUUUGUUGGGUAUCCUGGCUCAGUCCACGACACCAGGGUCUUGAAGAACAGCGCAAUCUACAAAGGGGCUCUGUAUCCUCCUUCAGGAUUCUUCCUUGUGGGUGAUGGUGGCUACCCCUGCAUAGAAGAACCUGUGGCCAUCAUCACCCCAUAUAGAGAACCACUGCAAGGGAGGGUGCAGAGCCGCUUCAACCAGCAUCAUGCCAGGGCUCGCUCCAUCAUAGAGCGGGCCUUUGGCAUGCUGAAAACCAGGUGGAGAUCGCUGUUCUUCAAGGCUCUGGAGGUCCACCACACCUUUGUCCCCUCAGUCAUCACCGCCUGUGCAGUGCUGCACAACAUCUGCCUCACAGCGGGGGACAUCCUUGAGCCUGCAGAGGAUGUUGGGGACAUUGGUGUGGUUCCACCACGUCUGGUGAGCGGGGAACAAGGCGGACAUGGCCAGCGAGACCGACUGGCAGGGCUGCUCUCUGCUCCACGUGUGCAACCAGUCGAACUUCAAGAACAUGACUAUUUGUAG
Messenger RNA from Trematomus bernacchii (emerald rockcod), 1188 nucleotides. Its product is annotated as protein ALP1-like. Lineage: Eukaryota; Metazoa; Chordata; Actinopteri; Perciformes; Nototheniidae. The coding region runs from base 1 to 1188 and encodes 395 amino acids. The record is from RefSeq and is a predicted model, not a curated record. The transcript is spliced from 3 exons.